AACUCAUAUCAAACCCCAGCAAAAGAAGUUCCUUGUAGAAUCUCUCUCUUAUUUUCUUUCUUCUUCUGACUUUCUCUCUCUAUCCAUCCGUAUCUAUCAAAAAAACCCCAAAAUUGGCUUAAUUAGGUUAUUUGUUUUUACUUUUAUUUUAUUUCUCUGUUCUUCCCUUCUUCUUCGAAUCGAAAUACACAUCUCAGUGUCACCCAAUCAAACUCAACCGAGUGCUUUUCCCUCUCUUUAGGGUUCGUCUCCACAGUCAUUUUCUUCUCCGAUUUCCCAUUCAAUCUUUCUAGGGUUUCAUUUCAUCCAUUGAUGUAAAAGCAUAAGAGAAUUUCUUCCAAGAUUUGUUGUUUUGUUUUGAUUUUUGGAUUCGGUGCAUUUGGAUAAAGGUGUUUCUCUACUGAUUGGUCGAUCCGCGAAUGGAAGCUCGAGAAUCAUCGUCAUCCGCAUCGGCGGUAGCGAAUCGGGAUGGGACUUCUUCGGCGGAAGACGACGCUGUUCUAUCUGUUGCCGCUGCGCUUUCUAAGGACGCUGCUUUGCACUUUCAGUCGGGGAAGUUCGCCGAGUGCGUUGAUGUCUUGAACCAGCUCUUACUCAAGAAACCGAACGAUCCUAAGGUUCAUCACAACAUUGCGAUUGCGGAAUAUUUUCUAGAUGGUUGUUCAGAUCCAAAGAGGUUGCUAGACAAACUCAAUAAUGUAAAGAAGAGGAGUGAAGUACAUGCACAAACAUCCGGAGAUCAGGUUGAAGGCAUUGUUGGAAAUAAAGCUCUUUUAGGGUCUAAGGGAUCUAAUAUGUUGGCACAUCCAUUUUCUGCUUCUAGUAGUCCCAGUGUUGUUUACAUGGACGAAUUCGACACUUGUGUUGCAACCCUUAACAUAGCUGUUAUCUGGUUCCAUUUACAUGAAUAUGUGAAAGCAUUGUCAGUUCUUGAUCCUCUAUAUCAAAAUAUUGGACCAAUUGAGGAGACAACAGCUCUUCAUAUUUGCCUUUUGCUGCUGGAUGUUGGGCUAGCUUGCCAUGAUGCACCAAAGUCAGCUGAUGUUUUGGUAUAUCUAGAAAAAGCUUUUGGUGUUAGCUGUACCAGUCAAAGUGACAAUGGAAGUACUGCGCCACAACCUACAAAUCUAGUUUCAAAAUCUUCCUCUCUUCCUACCAGUUCAUUGGCUGCAGAUGCUUCUAAUUCAGAGCUAGUUGCUAAUAAUGCUUCAGAAAAAACCUUAUCAAGAACACUAUCAGAGGAAACACUUGAGAUUGAUUCUGUGUUUUCGGAUAUAGAUGUGGUACGACCAAUUGGUCUUUCAUCUUCGACUGAUCUUUUGAGAAACUUAGUUGACAGGUCCAUAUCUUCUAUUGAUCUGAAGCUUAAGCUGCAACUUUACAAAGUUCGGUUUUUGCUUUUGACUAGAAGUCUAAAGCAAGCUAAGCGCGAAGUCAAGCAUGCUAUGAACAUUGCACGUGGGAGAGACUCGUCAAUGGCUCUUCUGUUGAAGUCCCAGCUAGAAUAUGCUCGCGGUAACCAUCGAAAAGCCAUCAAGCUGUUGAUGGCUUCUAGCAAUCGGACAGACACAGGGAUAUUGAGCAUGUUCCACAAUAAUCUGGGGUGCAUAUAUUAUCAGCUUGGAAAAUACCACACAUCAUCAGUUUUCUUUUCCAAGGCGUUGAACAAUUGUGCAUCUCUUCGGAAGGAGAAGCCUCUUAAGCUGUCUACUUUUUCUCAGGAUAAUUCUCUACUUAUAAUAUAUAAUUGUGGCAUGCAGUACUUGGCCUGCAAGAAACCUAUUCUUGCUGCGCGUUGUUUUCAAAAGGCUGGUUUGAUUUUCUACAACCGGCCUCUGUUGUGGCUUAGACUUGCAGAAUGCUGUCUAAUGGCUUUGGAGAAGGGACUAUUAAAAUCCAAUUUGGCUCCAGCCGAUAGAUCAGAUGUUAUAAUUUAUGUUAUUGGAAAGGGAAAAUGGAGGCAACUUGCUUUAGAAGAGGGGAUUUUGAGAAACGGAAAUGUGGAUCUUGAGAGAGGUGAUUUAUUACUUGGUAGUGAUGGUCAGCCAAAACUCUCAUUGUCUCUUGCCCGACAGUGUCUUCAUAAUGCCCUGUACCUGUUGGAACGUUCUGAGUCAAGCCAUCUGAAGUCCAGUUUGCCUUCCAAUUCUUCCCUGGAUGAAAAUGAAUCAACCGAAAUGGCAACUUCCAAGAACUCAAACCACAAGAACUUGCAGAGCAUGGACUCUAAGGCAUCAACAGUAGCAGUAGGCUUAAGCCAGGUUAAUGCAAAUGGGGAUGCGAAAGAGCAAAAGGGAGGAACAACUCAAGAGCUUGUGCAGAACUCGCUCACCUACUAUGAAGAUAUCCGUAGAAAGGAAAAUGCUUUGAUCAAGCAAGCUCUAUUAGCUAACCUGGCGUAUGCUGAGUUGGAAAUGGGAGAUCCCAUUAAGGCCCUUUCAACUGCAAAGUCUCUUCUGGAGCUUCCAGAAUGCUCUAGAGUUUACCUGUUUCUAGGUCAUAUAUUUGCUGCAGAGGCUCUAUGCUGGUUGAACCGGCAAAAAGAAGCUAUUGAUCAUUUAUUAGUAUAUGUGUCUGAAGGAAGUGUUGAAUUGCCAUUCAGCCAAGAGGACUUUGAACAACGUAAAGUGGAUAGGACUGUUGAUUGUGAAGACAUAAAUGGGGGAUCAGCAAAUGCCAAGAACUCUUCCCCUCAAGAUUUUGAAGGUAUUGUGUUCCUCAAGCCAGAAGAGGCACGUGCAGCUCUUUACAUUAAUUUUGCCACCUUGUAUGCGAUGCAAGGCGAUUUCACCCAAGCCCAUCAGUUUGUUUCACAAGCAUUGUCCAUAACACCCAACAGUCCAGAAGCUACUUUGACAGGAGUUUACGUGGAUCUGGCUCUCGGUAAGUCAGAUGAAGCUAUUGCCAAGUUAAGGCACUGCAGUCGAAUCACGUUCCUUGCCGGUGGGUUAACAUCGAAUAAUUCAUGAUCCCUUGUAUUGGUCUUCCAUUCAUAAAUCUCCGAUCCACCUCUCAGUUUCAAGUUUAGUGAGUAGAGCAGCAAUCCUUUAGGAGGAUUUGUAACAUAUAUAGUUCAAUUCAGAAAAUUAAUAAAUUUUCUGUUCUUUUUUUUUCUUUUUCCUUUUUGAAAAUUUCAUAUCUAGGGCUCAUUAAUAGGUGGUGUGGCUGUGUUUUGGUUAGUGCGGAAGCCCACCUUUUGAUAUUUGAGGUGUAGUUCUGAUUCGGGUCAUUGUGUUUUAGUACCUAAUUCAGUUGGUUCAAAAAAUGCUGAGAAUAUGUGCUCUUCCUGGGAAGGGGACUGAAAAAAAUUAUUCAUUCUGGAUUUGAAUUCCAAGUCAUUUCCUUCUA
Humulus lupulus (European hop) is the source of this 3348-nucleotide messenger RNA. RefSeq lists its product as uncharacterized. The record is from RefSeq and is a predicted model, not a curated record. Gene Ontology annotation, biological process: mRNA catabolic process; negative regulation of translation. Bases 420 to 2969 code for a protein of 849 amino acids. NCBI's taxonomy places the organism in Eukaryota, Viridiplantae, Streptophyta, Magnoliopsida, Rosales, Cannabaceae. Gene Ontology annotation, molecular function: protein binding. The transcript has 6 exons. Gene Ontology annotation, cellular component: CCR4-NOT complex.